Messenger RNA from Apiotrichum porosum, 2205 nucleotides. RefSeq lists its product as uncharacterized. Gene Ontology annotation, cellular component: mitochondrion. Bases 1 to 2205 code for a protein of 734 amino acids. The record is from RefSeq and is a predicted model, not a curated record. Gene Ontology annotation, molecular function: carnitine O-acetyltransferase activity. The transcript has 3 exons. Lineage: Eukaryota; Fungi; Basidiomycota; Tremellomycetes; Trichosporonales; Trichosporonaceae. Gene Ontology annotation, biological process: carnitine metabolic process.
AUGACGACCCCAGGCUCGCCACCCAUCCCAAAGGGUGCACUCACACCAACAACCACCCCUGGCCUCUCCAAAAAGUACCUCAGCCUCCUCCCCAAGCUCCCCAUCCCAUCCCUUGCCGACUCGUGUCGCCGCUACAUUGAUGCUCUUGCGGGUCUCCAGGACGACGACGAGCACGCAAAGACAAAGGCCAUCGUCAACGAUUUCCUCAAUUCGGGCGAGGGUGCCGAAUGGCAAGCAAAGUUGCAGAGUUACAACCAGAAUGUCGACAGCUACAUUGAGGAGUUUUGGUACGAGUCGUACCUCUCGCACUCGGACUCUGUGGUGCUCUCGCUCAACCCUUUCUUCGUGCUGUCGUCGGACGUGACCCCUCGCAACGACCCCCAGCUGUCCCGCGCGUCGUCGCUCAUCCUCUCGUCCCUCCUCUUCAUCCACGACCUGCGUAACGGCAUGCUCAAGCCCGACAUGGUGCGCACCACCCCUCUCGACAUGAGCCAGUACGAGCGCCUGUUCGCCACCUCUCGUGUCCCCACCGAGCUCGGAUGCCGCAUGGAAUCUUACGAGGACUCGAGGCACAUUGUGGUCAUCCGCCGCGGCCAGUUCUACUGGUUCGAUGUCGUCGACGCCAAGAACAGGCCGAUGCUCACGGACCGCGAGAUCCUGUCCAACCUGCAGGGCAUUGUGGCCGACGCCGACAAGACUCCCAUCAACGAGACUGGCGCCAACGCAGUCGGUAUCCUGACCACCGAGAACCGCAAGAUCUGGUCGUCGUUCCGCCAGGAGCUCAAGGAAUCGAACAGGAGCAACGCAAAGUCGCUGGCCAUCGUCGAGUCGGCCCUGUUUGUCGUCUGCCUCGACGAUGCCGAGCCUGCCGACGUCGGAGAGCUCUGUGCCAACUUCCUCUGUGGUGGUUACCGCCUCGAGCACGGUAUCCAGGUCGGUACCUGCACCAACCGCUGGUACGACAAGCUCCAGAUUAUCGUGUGCUCGAACGGCGAAGCCGGUGUCAACUUUGAGCACACUGGUGUGGACGGCCACACUGUCCUGCGCUACGCUGCGGACAUUUACACCGAGCUGGUUCUACUGUUUGCAAAGUCGAUCAACCCUUCCACCCCGUCGCUCUUCAAGGCCAAACUGUCGCCCUUCGCCAAGGGCUCCAAGACGCCUCGCGAGUCGGACGACGUCGAGUGCGAGGCCGACACCAGCCCCAAGAAGCUCAUCUGGCGCUUGACUCCGGACCUCAAGGCCGGUGUCCGUUUCGCCGAGACGCGUAUCUCGGACUUGAUCUGCCAAAACGACUCCAAGGCCCUCGAGUUCCGCGGCUACGGCGGCAACUUUAUCAAGCGCCACGGCUUCUCGCCCGAUGCGUUCGUCCAGAUGGCCUUCCAGGCGGCCUACUAUUCGCUCUACGGCCGCGUCGAGAGCACAUACGAACCCGCCAUGACCAAGCAGUUCCUCCACGGCCGUACCGAGGCCAUCCGUACCGUCUCGACCGCCUCGGUCAAGUUUGUCAAGACCUUCUGUGACGAGAGCGCCACAGCCGAGCAAAAGGUUGCCGCCCUCCGUGCCGCGUGCAAGCGUCACUCGGAACUGUCGCGCGAGUGUGGCGCGGGACAAGGCCAGGACCGUCACUUUUACGCCCUCAACUCGCUCGUCCAGCGCGAGGUCGCCCGCGCCGAGGAGGCCGGCACCCCCGCCCCCAAGGUUCCCGCCAUCUUCACCGACUCGGCGUACAGCACGCUGGGCUCGAGCGUCCUCUCGACCUCCAACUGCGGUAACCCCGCUCUCCGCCUGUUCGGUUUCGGCCCCACCCACCCAGAGGGCUACGGUAUCGGCUACAUUAUCAAGGACGAAGGCAUCUCAGUGUGCAUGUCGUCCAAGCACCUCCAGACCCGCCGCCUGCUCAAGACCCUCGAGGCGUACCUGCGUGAAGUGCGCGUGCUCCUUAUCCAGCUCUGGCGCGAGGCCAACACCCGCCCGGAGGCGUUCAUGGACCAUUCGGGCGUCAUGCGCGACGCGCGCACCGGCCGCCGUCUGUCCGACAACGAGGUCGACGGCGUUGACGACGGUGCCGACGGCGAAGACGAGGCCCUCUUCACUGGUUUCGGCUACUUUGACGUUUUGCCCGCUGUCGAGCAGCAGACGAAGCGUCGCAGGCCGACAGUUGGCAAGAUGAUCCCCACGGACAUGUAUCUGUUGGAAAGGUGA